This is a messenger RNA of Castor canadensis (American beaver), 478 nucleotides long. The record is from RefSeq and is a predicted model, not a curated record. Lineage: Eukaryota; Metazoa; Chordata; Mammalia; Rodentia; Castoridae.
UCGGGGCAGUGAGCAGCGUGCGGUCGCGGGCAGAGGCCCAGAGACCAGAGCAGCCAGCACCGGGGCGGCCUGGAGCGGGACCAGCACCAUGAGCUGCAAAUGCGAUGUGGUCGUGGUGGGGGGCGGCAUCUCAGGUAUGGCAGCAGCUAAACUUCUGCAUGACUCUGGCCUGAAUGUGGUGGUUCUAGAAGCCCGGGACCGCGUGGGAGGCCGGACUUACACCCUUAGGAACCAAAAGGUUAAAUAUGUGGACCUUGGAGGAUCUUAUGUUGGGCCAACCCAGAAUCGUAUCUUAAGAUUGGCCAAGGAGCUGGGAUUGGAGACGUACAAAGUGAAUGAGGUUGAGCGUCUGAUCCACCACGUAAAGGUAAGCGUUGGCCAGACACUGAAGGGUUCCAGCCACUCAGAGAAUUUAUUCAUUAUCGUCAAAGGAGAAUUAGAUGUUACUUCCAGACCUACACAGGAAGGUUAUCGAUGA